AUGUCGAAUCCAUCCAUCCAUACUUGCAAACCACACUUCGCAAUAAACAUGACUCACGAGAUGAGCGAGACUAAUGGCUGCAGUAAUCUUUACCCGGAUAUACAUGAGAAGCCGGUUUCAUCAUCUAAAAAGUUCCUGGAUAAUGUACCGGAAGACAUGGCGCUGCUCAUGAAAGCGAACGACUUUGCCGCUCGUAGACAUAGAUUUCAAAAACGGAAGGAUCACCAUGGAACACCGUACAUCAAUCAUCCCAUAGGUGUAGCCUAUAUCCUGACAAACGAAGCUAAAGUCUUUGAUGCUGUCACACUUGCUGCUGCUCUUCUGCACGAUACCGUAGAGGACACCAAGACCACGUUGGAAGAAAUUAAAGAGCAAUUCGGACAGGAGGUUCAUGAUAUCGUAAAGGAAUGCACUGAUGACAAGACACUACCAAAAGAGGCUAGGAAAAAAGCUCAAAUUGAGAAUGCACCCCAUCAUUCACAUAAGGCGAAACUCGUUCAUCUAGCCGACAAACUCUACAAUUUGCGAGAUUUGGAGAGAGCCACUCCAGUUGGAUGGGAUCGUCGCCGAGUCAAGGAGUACUUUAAAUGGUCCAAAGAGGUGAUUGCUGGAAUGAAAGGAACGAAUGAGAAUCUCGAAAUGCUGCUCGAUGAUAUCAUUAAUAAGCAUUUGUCUUGAGCCUUACAAAAAAUCCUGUGAUUUCCUCGCACUUGCAGGUCUCUGAAUACAUUCGCAUUUUCGAAAAAUUAAUUCCUGCCUAGGUUAUGUGCCUAUUGAAGUGUUAUACAUAAUUAUUCUAUAAAUAUUUGAGAG
Messenger RNA from Cylicocyclus nassatus, 813 nucleotides. Lineage: Eukaryota; Metazoa; Nematoda; Chromadorea; Rhabditida; Strongylidae. The record is from the annotation of a GenBank genome assembly.